AUGGCAAUUGACCCACUGACAAUGACCGUCCAAUGCAAGGGAUGCCUCAACGGCAUCAAACCUGAAGGCAGACACUCAUCUGGGACGACUGACAAUAAAUUCUAUCGCAUUGACCUUCAUACACAUGUUAUGCCGCGGACCCUACCACAGCUAUCUGAUCCUGAACAAAACGGUACACAAUCCAACUCAUGGAUUGAACUAAGACCAUCACUAGUGGAUGGCGAAUCAGUUGAUAUCUUUAUCGAUUCCAAACAUUUCCGGACCGUUCAAGACAACUGUUUUGACCCGAAAGUACGCCUAAGGGACAUGGACCGGUCUGGUGUCCACGUCCAGGUAUUGAGUACAGUUCCAAUCCUGUUCUUCUACGAUAAGCCAGGCAAAAUGGUCGCCCAAUUAGCCCGGGCGCUCAAUGAUCACCUGUCGCAGGUGUGCACAGAAUACCCGACCAGAUUCGUCGGUCUAGCGACGGUUCCGCUGCAGGACGUGCAAGCAUCUGUUGAAGAGCUCAAGAGAGCAAAAUAUACCCUCGGACUAAAGGGCGUCGAGAUUGGAACUACGAUUGGUGAUAUGAACCUCGACGACUCUAGGUUGGACUCAUUUUGGGCUGCCUGUCAAGAGCUAGAUAUGCCAGUCUUUGUCCAUCCGCUGGGCUAUUCUCUGCUCAAAGAGAAUGAACAUCGAUGGGGUCAGUAUUGGUCUUCGUGGCUAAUCGGAAUGCCCUGUGAGACCGCCCUAUCGAUGAUGGCCUUGACAUCUUCCGGUCUCCUCUUACGAUACCCAAGAUUGCGCUUCUGCUUUGCUCAUGCAGGAGGGGCGUUCCCAACCCUGAUGGGAAGAAUUGAACACGGAUACAAUUGCAGGCCAGACUUGGUUGCUUCAAGAGCGGGUGGCCGAAGUCCUUCAGAUCACCUGAGCUCAGGUGACAAUCUCUGGAUAGACAGCCUGGUCCAUGACCCAGAUCUCCUUGCAUAUCUCUGCAAGAAGAUAAGAGUGGAUCGCAUUCUCAUGGGGAGUGACUACCCAUUCCCACUUGGCGAAGUUCCUGAAGCAGGCAAGAUGUUGACGUCCGACGGAUCACUCUCUGAGUUUCUGUCGAUGGAACAGCGUGCAAUGAUGCUAGCUGGAAAUGCCAUUGACUUCCUGAAGCUGGAUGAAAGAUUCCAGAACGCAUAUAAAGAUAGCUUAAGAAACGUAUUAAAACGAAGCUGA
Fusarium fujikuroi IMI 58289 is the source of this 1209-nucleotide messenger RNA. RefSeq names its product related to 5-carboxyvanillate decarboxylase. Bases 1 to 1209 code for a protein of 402 amino acids. The record is from RefSeq and is a predicted model, not a curated record. The transcript has 2 exons. Gene Ontology annotation, molecular function: carboxy-lyase activity; hydrolase activity. Gene Ontology annotation, cellular component: cytosol; cytoplasm. Lineage: Eukaryota; Fungi; Ascomycota; Sordariomycetes; Hypocreales; Nectriaceae. Gene Ontology annotation, biological process: secondary metabolic process.